This is a messenger RNA of Capsicum annuum, 1615 nucleotides long. RefSeq names its product histone-lysine N-methyltransferase ATXR6. The coding region runs from base 77 to 1156 and encodes 359 amino acids. The record is from RefSeq and is a predicted model, not a curated record. Gene Ontology annotation, molecular function: protein binding. The transcript has 6 exons. NCBI's taxonomy places the organism in Eukaryota, Viridiplantae, Streptophyta, Magnoliopsida, Solanales, Solanaceae.
UAAAAUCUCAACUCGUUUGCUCUUCUCCAUUACUCCUCUCACAUUCACCUAAUUGUAACUACUUUUCAGAUUUUCAAUGGGUUCUUCAUCAACAACAACAUUAGUAUCAAGGAGAAGAACUCAGGCUCCGAAACCCGCGAGAACAGCGAUGAGGAAUAAGCCGCAAUCAAGUUUAAUUGUUGACGAUGCAUUUAGUGAUACGAUAUGUGAGAAAUGUGGAUCUGGAGGAUACCCAGCUCAGCUUCUGCUUUGUGAUAAAUGCGACUGUGGGUUUCAUCUGUUUUGCUUAAGACCCAUUCUUCCUUCAGUACCCAAAGGCUCCUGGUUUUGUCCCUCUUGCGAUGACGACGGCGAAAAUCUGCCCAAAUUUUCCCUUGUACAAACAAAGAUAGUUGAUUUUUUCAGGAUUCAGAGACCGUCAAGUUCAAUCAACGAGCUUAAUCCAGGCAAAGAUAGCCAGAAAAAGAGAAAACGUAGUAGUAGCUUGGUAAUGUCAAAGAAGAGAAGAAGGUUAUUGCCGUUCAAUCCUAUCAAGGAUCCUGCCCGCAGAUUGGAACAAAUGUCAUCUCUUGCUACUGCCUUGUUAGCAGCCGGAGCAGAAUUCAGUAAUGAGCUUACCUAUAUGCCAGGCAUGGCCCCUCGAUCAGCUAAUAAUGCAGCACUCGAGCGAGAGGGAAUGCAGGUAUUAUCUAAAGACGAUACAGACACUUUAGAUUUGUGCAAGAACAUGAUGAAGCAGGGUGAAUGGCCACCACUCAUGGUUGUUUUUGAUCCCAAAGAGGGAUUUACUGUUGAAGCAGAUGUGUUCAUAAGAGACUGGACAAUCAUUACAGAAUAUGUUGGAGAUGUUGAUUACUUGAAUAACCGUGAAGCUGAUGAUGGAGAUAGCAUGAUGACUCUUUUAAGUACUAAUGAUCCAUCAAAAGACCUCGUCAUUUGUCCUGAUAAGCGCAGUAAUAUUGCUCGUUUCAUCAAUGGGAUAAACAAUCAUACUCCUGAAGGGAAGAAGAAGCAGAAUGUGAAGUGUGUGAGAUUUGACGUUAAUGGUGAAAGCCGAGUUCUAUUAAUCGCAAACAGAGAUAUUCGGAAGGGAGAGAGGCUAUAUUAUGACUAUAAUGGUUAUGAAAAUGAAUAUCCAACAGAGCACUUUGUUUGACCUGAUAGGUUCCAAACUGAUUUGUCCAGCUUUGGUUUCUAAUUUUUUUGAUCUAUUGACUCAUAGCAGCAAUGCCUUGUAAACACAAGGGCUAAAUGGAGGGAUAUACAAGAAUGAUAAUGUCAGAUUCCUUGUUUUUGAUCUAAUUAUCCAGUCUCACAUUUCAUACCUUCAAAGAUAUUUUGUGGCUGAUACAUGACAAGCUGAGAAGAUCUUGCGUACAAAUAUUAGCUAGAAUUUGAUUCAUCAUGUAAAUGCUUCAAGUUAAUCUACAGCUUUGUCUUGGUUCUGGAGAAAGUGUUCUCAGGAAAUUCUGAUCUUUGUAACUCAUGUUUGCCCAGAGGGAAGUUCCUUAACCUAUCCAAGCAGAACUUCUAUGCUUGAAAUUUUAACAUUUUGAUUGAUAUCAGACUUGUUGAAUUGAAUUUGGAAAAGUCUCAUUUUUACUUAGUAUUGUUA